Molecule: messenger RNA, 1047 nt
Organism: Paecilomyces variotii
Lineage: Eukaryota; Fungi; Ascomycota; Eurotiomycetes; Eurotiales; Thermoascaceae
Product: putative er lumen protein retaining receptor
Exons: 6
Coding region: 242-883 (213 amino acids)
Biological process (GO): endoplasmic reticulum to Golgi vesicle-mediated transport; protein retention in ER lumen
Cellular component (GO): cis-Golgi network; membrane; endoplasmic reticulum
Molecular function (GO): ER lumen protein retrieval receptor activity
Source: RefSeq, a predicted model, not a curated record
CAACAAUACUCCCUUGCACUCUCACCUUCCAGCAAUUAAUUCUUCUGGUCUGCUAACGACAACAAGGCCACGAAUUCUUUUCAUGUUUCGUGGGCAUUAAGUGCUCACUAGCACCCAACCACCUUGGUUUUCUCUUCUGUCCUUCCUUUCCAACUAUUCACCCUGCCAAUACUCGACCUAGACGCGUACGGCCUCUACUUUUCAACUCUUCAGGAACCGCAGUUAACUAUCACCUGGCACCAUGAAUAUAUUCAGACUUUUAGCGGACUUCUCCCACCUGGCAUCGAUCUUCAUUCUUCUACAGAAGAUGAAGUCGUCGAGCAGCUGCUCCGGACUAUCCUUCAAAUCACAGGCGUUAUAUUUCCUAGUUUUCGUGACGCGAUAUCUGGACCUUUUUUGGACGUUCACGGACUCGGCAUAUAACACUACGUUCAAGAUCCUUUUCAUCGGAUCUUCUGCCUACAUCAUCUAUCUCAUGCUUAACGACUACAAGCCGACGAACGACCCCAAUCUCGAUACUUUCAAAGUGCAGUAUCUUCUUGGUUUCAGUGCGCUUUUGGCACUUCUCUUUCCAGCUGAAUACAGUAUUUCAGAGAUCCUGUGGACGUUUUCAAUCUGGCUGGAGUCGGUUGCAAUUUUACCCCAGCUGUUUAUGCUGCAAAGAACCGGUGAAGCAGACACCAUAACAACGCAUUACCUCUUCGCACUUGGGAUCUAUCGCGCACUUUAUAUCCCUAAUUGGAUAUACCGCUACUUCGCAGAGAACUACUUCCAUGCUAUCCCCGUUCUAGCUGGCAUCAUCCAGACGGUGUUGUACUCUGAUUUCUUUUAUAUUUACUACACAAAGGUUUUAAAGGGCAAGAAGUUUUCGCUUCCAGUUUAAGUACUGGUAUAAAAGGCUUAGGGGAAAUAUGCAAUUAUAUAAUUUGCAUAGCAUUAGCAAUAAGCUUAGAGAUAAAUUAAAUAAAUCUCUAAAAUAUUAUAUUAAGUAUAAUAGUACUAUCUGUAAAAAAGGCAGGUAAAUAGUUAAUAACUAGUAUAAGGAAU